CACUGACCGCAAGCCGGGCGAGCCCACAACGCCGGGACUGACCAAUGAGAAGACACGUUAGAGGGGCGCUGGCAUUUCCGCUUCGGGGAAAGGGGCGGAGCCUACGAGCCCUGUUGCCGAGCUGCUCUGUCUAGACCAUGGACCCUCAGGUGUCCCUGCUGCUGCAAUGCCCUCCGGGGGGACUGUCCCAGGAGCAAGUAUGGGUCGAGUUGAGCCCUGCCCACGACCGUCGUCCACUGCCAGGUGGAGACAAGGCCAUCACUGCCAUCUGGGAGACCCGGCGACAGGCCCAGCCCUGGCUCUUUGACGCCCCCAAGUUCCGCCUGCAGUCAGCCACCCUUGCGCCCAGUGGCUCAUCAGGGACACAGCUGCUCCUGUGCCUGGGCCUUACUUCCUACAGAGAUUUCCUGGGCACCAACUGGGCCAGCUCUGCUGCCUGGCUGCGACAGCAGGGGAUUGCCGACUGGGGUGACAAGCAAGCCUACCUUGCGGACCCGCUGGGAGUGGGUGCAGCACUAGCCACCAGUGAUAACUUCCUUGUCUUCCUGCGCCGCUCUCUGCGGGUUGCUGAGGCCCCCGGACUGGUGGAUGUGCCUGGUGGGCACCCUGAGCCGCAGACCCUGUGCCCUGGUGGCAGACCCCAGCACAAGGACCUCCCUGGGGAGCUGGUGGUACGUGAGCUCUUCUCCAGUAUCCUGCAGGAAAUCUGUGAUGAGGUGAACCUGCCACUGUCCACCCUGAGCCAGCCGCUGCUGUUGGGCAUUGCAUGCAAUGAGACCAGUGCCGGCCGUGCCAGUGCCGAGUUCUACGUUCAGUGCAGCUUGACUUCUGAGCAGGUGAAGGAGCACUACCUGCACGGGGGCCCUGAGGCCCACGAGUCUACAGGAAUUAUCUUUGUGGAGACACAGAACCUGCCCAUACUGCAGGAGACCGAGAUGUGGGCUGAGCUCUGCCCCUCCGCCAAAGGUGCCAUCCUCCUUUACAACCGUGUCUGGGGAAGUCCACCUGAGUCACCUUAAGGUCCCCAACCUAUCACCUCAGCUCUGAAAACAAUAAAGGACUUUAUUCUUGGA
Molecule: messenger RNA, 1073 nt
Organism: Tupaia belangeri chinensis (Chinese tree shrew)
Lineage: Eukaryota; Metazoa; Chordata; Mammalia; Scandentia; Tupaiidae
Gene: NUDT22
Product: nudix hydrolase 22
Exons: 6
Coding region: 138-1019 (293 amino acids)
Molecular function (GO): GDP-mannose hydrolase activity
Source: RefSeq, a predicted model, not a curated record